AUGGAGUCGGCGGAGGGUUUCAGGAUAGUGCGCGCCCGGGCGUCGGACCGCGACCGCGUGGAGCGGCUGGCGAGGACCGCCUUCUACCCGGACGAGCCGCUCGACGUGGCGUUCGGCAACACCAGAGGACCGCCCACCGAGGAGAUUCUCUUCCUGUCGGCGCUCGGCGACGGCCACUCAUUAAUCGCAGAGGAUGCCAGCACCGGGGAGGCCGUGGCCAUGUGCAUCAACAGCAUCGUGACGCCCGAAAUACACGAGAAGGAGGCGCAGCUGCAGGUGCGCGAUGAGAAGCUACGCGCGGUGCUGCGCGUGGUAGAUGCGGCGUUGAGAGAGGCGGACGUGUGGUCGCAUACGACUGCUCGGAGCGCGCUCGAGGUGCACAUCCUGGCCGUGGCGAGAUCUGCGCGCGGCCGCGGUCUGGCGGCGGCGCUGCUGGCGGAGUCGCUGCGGAUGGCCAAGGAGGAGCUGCGGCUGCCACUGGUGAUGAUCUUCUGCACCAGUGCCUUCUCCGCGAGGCUGGCGCGCCGCGCGGGCAUGCAAGUCGUCUACGAGCUGCCGUACAGCCAGAUCGACAUGCCUGUGCAGCCCCCACACCCACACGACAGACUCGCCAUUUACAUGCUGCACCUCCAGCAAUAA
Molecule: messenger RNA, 639 nt
Organism: Schistocerca piceifrons (Central American locust)
Lineage: Eukaryota; Metazoa; Arthropoda; Insecta; Orthoptera; Acrididae
Exons: 2
Coding region: 1-639 (212 amino acids)
Molecular function (GO): N-acetyltransferase activity
Source: RefSeq, a predicted model, not a curated record